Messenger RNA from Nicotiana tabacum (common tobacco), 822 nucleotides. The record is from RefSeq and is a predicted model, not a curated record. Lineage: Eukaryota; Viridiplantae; Streptophyta; Magnoliopsida; Solanales; Solanaceae.
AUGGCUGCCUGUGGAGGCCUAAACCACAUGUUUGCAGAAAAUUCGACAACUCUUGAUUCCCUCUCCUUUACAGAGAUUUUUGAAGAAUUAGAUUUAAAAGAUAACAAUUCUGAGUCCUCCUUUUCCUCCUCCAUCUCAUCUUUUUCUUCUAAUCUACCUCCAUUGUCUGCCGCCUCCUCUUCAUUAUCGUCAACAUCUUCUUCUUAUAAUUCUUCUUCAUUUUCUCUAGAAACAAUCCACCAGUCUGGAAUUGAAGGGAAAAACAAGGACCCCAUUUAUCCAACAAGCAACCAAGAAUACAAGCAUAGUGAUAGCUUUUCCUCAAGAAAUUCAGAUACUCUAUCAUUAUGUAUAGAAGGCCUUGGAUUUGAAAGCUCUGAUGAUGUUGAAGAUAUUAUGAAUUAUUUGAGUAAUGAGAAUGAACAUGAACAAGAACAUGAAGGGAUUAGAUCAACAUGCAUUAAUUCCAAGUUAGAAAAUCAUCAUGAAUAUUCCAAAAGAUAUUCAAGAACAAAUAAAGGGUCAUUAUUACCUCCUCCAAUUUCUUGCAUUGGAGGAAGUGGAAAGCCUUGGGUUUGUUUUAAAUCUUAUAGGGAAGAUGGUAGGUUUAUUCUCAAGGAGAUUAGAAUUCCAGAGUGGGAAUUCUUGCAUGCUUGUCGAGAAGAUGGACGUUUGAAGCUACAGUAUAUUCAAUCAGAUGAUGAAAUUCUAGAGGAAGACGAAGACGAAGAGGAAUAUGAUGAUGAUUCAGAGGAUUUCGAAGAGGAACCAAAUGAUGAUGAUAAGAAAAAAGAAUAUGAGAAUCUUGCUGAAGAACAAUAA